Messenger RNA from Coturnix japonica (Japanese quail), 2095 nucleotides. RefSeq names its product putative acyl-CoA dehydrogenase 6. Gene Ontology annotation, molecular function: acyl-CoA dehydrogenase activity; flavin adenine dinucleotide binding. The record is from RefSeq and is a predicted model, not a curated record. Gene Ontology annotation, cellular component: cytoplasm. Gene Ontology annotation, biological process: fatty acid beta-oxidation using acyl-CoA dehydrogenase. NCBI's taxonomy places the organism in Eukaryota, Metazoa, Chordata, Aves, Galliformes, Phasianidae.
AUGGCGCUGCGGGGCGGCGGGCGCUGGGCUGUGCGGGCCGCGGCCCUGCAUGGCGGCGGGCGGCGGCACGGAGGGCGGGUAGCAGACACGGCGCAGCACGGCGCCUUGCGGGAGGCCCUCAGGAAGAUCAUUGACAAGGAGAUUAACCCCUUUGUGGACAAAUGGGAAGAAGAAGGACAGUUCCCAGCACAUAAAGUUUUUAAAACCCUGGGACAAGCUGGAUUCCUUGGUGUGGAUAAGCCUACAGAAUAUGGUGGAAUGGGCUUGGACUUCUCCUAUAGCAUUGCAGUGGCAGAGGAGCUGGGAAGUAUCCGUUGUGGAGGUAUCCCUAUGGCUAUUGGGGUGCAAGCUGGCAUGGCCACUCCUGCGCUAACAAGAUUUGGUUCCGAUGAGUUGAAAAAACAGUUCCUCACACCAACUAUAUCUGGAGAUAUCGUGGCUUGUUUGGGAAUCAGUGAAGCUGGAGCUGGAUCAGAUGUUGCAAGCAUCAAGACAACAGCUGUGAGAAAAGGUGAUGAAUACAUCAUAAAUGGUGGUAAGAUGUGGACUACAUCUGGGUGCCAAGCGGACUGGAUGUGCCUGCUGGCGAAUACAAGUGAAGGGCAUCCCCACCGAAAUAAAUCCCUCAUAUGUCUGCCAAUGAAUCUACCUGGCAUUCACAUUACUAAGAAGAUAGACAAACUGGGCAUGAGGUCAUCAGACACAGCUCAGAUCUUUUUUGAAGACGUAAGAGUCCCCAGCAAAAACCUAAUAGGUGAGGAAGGAAUGGGUUUCACAUAUCAGAUGUUGCAAUUCCAAGAAGAGCGGCUGUGGGGAGUAGCCGCUGUCUUGACACCACUGGAAACUAUAAUACAAGAAACCAUUGACUACACUCGCCAGCGGAAAGUGUUUGACCAGUCCGUGCUGCAGAACCAGGUCGUACAUUUCCGCCUGGCAGAGCUGGCAACCGAAGUGGAGCUGCUUCGCUCGCUGCUGUAUCGCACCGUUGCCCUCUACGUGGAAGGCAAUGAUGUGACCAAAUUUGCUUCCAUGGCUAAGCUAAAGGCAGGUCGCCUGGCCCGUGAAGUGACUGACAGCUGUCUCCAGUUUUGGGGAGGAAUGGGAUUCACCAGUGAGGUUCUGGUGAGCAGAUUUUACAGGGACUUGAGGCUGGUGUCAAUAGGUGGUGGUACAGAUGAAACCAUGCUUUCUAUUAUAUGCAAAUACAUGGAAACACUUCCAAGGAAGUAACAGGUCCGCACUCUUCCUCAGAAACAUAAGAAAGCAAGAGCGUGGUUAUUACUGCAUCCUGAAGGUAACAGGCAACGUGAUUCAAGUGUGGAAGGAGGAACAGUAUUUAUAAUAGUAAUUUUUCCAGGAAAAUACUUAUCAAAGUGUUUGACCAAUAUCACAAUACAUGUUCUCUAAUGUCAAAUUAAUGUCAAUGCCUGCAAGAUUUUCUCCAGUUUUAGUGAUUUACAACUUUGAGGGCUCUAAUGAUCCAUGCUAAAGAAAUCUUGUCUUCUUCAAUCAAGGUAUAAAUGCAUCUUAGAUCAUCUAAGCAACCAAAUGAGAAACACAACUUCCACAUGGGUCCAAUAGAAUUUCAGCAGUAGCAGUUCCACGUAACUUUGCUUUCAAGUCAUAAAUUGUUUAUUCAGUGUAAUACUGAAGUACUGGAACAGUGGUUUUGUCCUCAGUUACCGCUAUCUUCCAAGUCUCUCAGUUUUUGCAAGUAAACAGCAAAACGAGUUCCUUCAGCACAAACCAAGUCAAUAACCACAAGCCCCCCAGUCCAGUCACCAUCAUGACCUUCUCACUCUUGUACUACACUCUGACACACAUUGUUUAGUGGCAGGACCAGAGGCAGAUGAUUUUUACUUUCAGAACUCUGCAAACAGUACUUUAUCUGUACUGGAAAUUUUUGGAGACCUGAAUUUCAGCUGUAAGGUUUCACAUUUUGUGUGUAAUUAUGAAUGAAAAAUAUGAAAGCGCUAACAUGAGAAUUGUGAUCAGUUUAAAUGAGACCCUACAAUUUGCAUGCCACGAUCGAGUUGAAGCAGAAGUGCAAUAAAUAUUACACUAUUAAAAUAAAUAAAGCUAUACAUUUUCAGUA